CUGUAAGCACAUGGGUCCUCCAGACAGCCCUGUGGGACAUGCAGCCUUGCAUACGGUCACAUCCUUUGUGCUUAGAUAAGGGGCGCAUUAGAGAGAAGUAAUACUCUCCGAUUUAGAUGUUCAUGCCUGCAGCCAGUGAGCUCAUUUUGCAAAGAGAAAACUGGCCGCAAUGUUACAUCCAAGAGCCAGAAGACCAAGCCUGUAUCCAAAUUUCAAAGUUGGUGAACUAGGAUAUUCCUCCAUAGAACCUGUAUGCAGCCCACUUCCGUUCGUGAAGGACAGCUGGAUCAAACAGUGGGGCUCUGUGAAUGACAUAGAAGAAGAUAUUUAUGAUCUAUAUGCUGGUGAGGAUGAGGACGAUGAGGUGUUCAUACUACCAGUGUCUUCAACACCAGUCAGGAACUGCAUGCUGAACAUCAACGUUGGUGGCAAGUCCUAUCAGAUCGCGCAUGGGGUUGUUGCCAGGUAUCCGAAGACUAGACUUGGCAAGCUCGCCACCUACACAGACCCCAUCAAGAAGCUGGACCUCUGUGAUGAUUACAUUGUUAAAAGUAACGAGUAUUUUUUCGACCGGGACCCAGACGUAUUCAACAGCAUCUCCAAUUUCUACAGGACUGGAGUGCUCUGGAUUAAAGAUGAGCUGUGUCCUCGAAACUUUCUGGAGGAAAUCAACUACUGGGGCAUUCGUAUCAAGAACUCCCAUCGCUGCUGCCGCAUCAUGUUUGAGGAAAGACAUGAUGAGCUGGAUGAGGAGUUGAAAAUCCAGAAGGAGCUACUGGCUGAGAUGGAUGCUGAGGAAAAUGAAGAGGUAUUUCGGGGUAUGAUAAUGGGGUCCACACGGCGAAAGGUCUGGAAUAUAAUGGAGAAACCUUUCUCUUCAGUGCCUGCCAAACUCAUUGCAGUGGCCUCAGGUAUGUUUGUGUUGAUGUCACUGGUUGCAAUGACACUGAGCUCUGUGGAGGAGAUGCAGUACAGGAGUGCAACAGGCCAACUAAGUGGGAAAACUCAUUGUGAAUAUGUUGAGAGUGUCUGCCUUGCCUUUUUCACUAUGGAAUAUCUUCUGCGGCUAGUGUCAACACCAGACCUGAAAUGGUUUGCAAAAAGUAUACUUAACACGGUGGAUUUGAUCGCCAUUUUACCACAUUACCUGCAAAUGGUUCUGGAAUGCUUUGACAGCGAGGACUUGGCCAAACCUGGCAGUGACCUGAAGACAAUGGGCCAAGUGGACAAGUUAGGUCAGCUUCUGCGUAUUAUGCGGCUAAUGCGCAUCUUCAGGGUUCUCAAACUUGCUCGUCACUCAACAGGGCUGCGAGCUUUUGGCUUCACUCUGAGGCAGUGCUACCAGCAGGUUGGGUGCCUUCUCCUCUUUAUCGCCAUGGGCAUCUUUACCUUCUCUGCUAUGGUCUACUCCGUUGAGCAUGACGUCCCUCAUACUAACUUCACUAGCAUUCCACAUGCAUGGUGGUGGGCUGCAGUUAGUAUUUCAACAGUAGGGUAUGGAGAUAUAUACCCAGAGACUCUGUUUGGACGGAUCUUUGCUUUUGGUUGCAUUUCUUUAGGAAUAAUCUUGAAUGGUAUGCCGAUAUCUAUGCUCUUCAACAAGUUCUCAGACUACUAUUCAAAGCUCAAGUCCCACGAAUACACCACAAAUGUAAGGAACAGAGGGAAACUGAGGUUUGUCAAAAGGGCAAGACGAGGAAUGACAAGAAUCUGCAAGAACAGCAUUUCCUAUAACACCAACUAAGACUCAGCCUUAAAAAACUUAUAUUAAAGAACUCUGACUGAAUAUAUUAUGCUGCUGCAUAUUUUACUGAAAUACAGUCUUACACUCUUACAAGCCUGCAUAUUUGGUUGCCAACUGAAAGAACUUAUGCUAAUAUACUGUUGUAAACAGUUUGUGCAGACAAGAAGUUGAUGAUCAUUUUAACUUCAAUAAUUACAUGCAUUUUAAAGAUGUAUAUUAUUUUUUUCUUACUUAAAAUAUAUUGUGCAAGUUAAUGUUACGUUUGUGUGACACAUAUGAGUAUUUAGGUCAUAUUGCCUUUUUCAAGUAAAAUUCAACACAUAUUUAUCACAACAUUUUGUGAAUACAUUCUGAGUUAAUAUGCCGUUAAGUAUGUGUUCUGUUUUACAAUAAAGCAAUGUUUAACUAAUUUAAUCUGGUCUGUCUCAGAUUCAAAACUCAUUUAAAACGUCUCUGUUUGAGCGACGCCAGAUAUUUCUUUCCUGCCAUCCUUGGGCUAUAUGUUCAGUCCUGCAGGUGGCACUAGCAAUUUCUAUGUAAUGCUUAAAUCAACACCACAAAAGAAGACAGCUGCUUACUGCAUUGGGCUCCAGUUGACCUCUGCCGAGCGUUGCUGGAUAGACGGUACAAUGGUUCCUCCAGUCGCAGUUUCACCACUCAUUAAGACAGCCCGGUGGUCUGCAUUAAUUGCAGGAAUCAUCUACGGAAAGAGGAGAUAUGAUCAUCUGAAGCCAAUUGCCGCAGAAGAGAGGAGGGUUGAGGAGGAGG
Clupea harengus (Atlantic herring) is the source of this 2512-nucleotide messenger RNA. It is a transcript of the gene kcnv2b, whose product is annotated as potassium voltage-gated channel modifier subfamily V member 2b. The record is from RefSeq and is a predicted model, not a curated record. Gene Ontology annotation, cellular component: membrane; voltage-gated potassium channel complex. Gene Ontology annotation, biological process: potassium ion transmembrane transport; action potential; protein homooligomerization. Gene Ontology annotation, molecular function: voltage-gated potassium channel activity; protein binding. NCBI's taxonomy places the organism in Eukaryota, Metazoa, Chordata, Actinopteri, Clupeiformes, Clupeidae.